UUCGGUGUCACAGUGUCACGUCGACAGAUUCAAUAAAUAAUCAUACUGCUUUAUUUGCAUAUACACCUUUUGUUGUUUUUUAAUUAAAUAAGUAAAAUACAAUUAAUAUAAUGGAUUUUUUUACAUCUAUUCCAACUCACAUUGACUACGUGGGUCAAGCUAAGGCGGAAAAAUUGUACAGAGCCAUCAUUACAUUAUUUAGUAUCGUCGGCUUCAUUUGGGGCUAUAUUGUUCAACAAUUUUCUCAAUCUGUCUACAUUCUUGGCGCUGGAUUUCUUUUAGCAGCAAUUUUAACCCUACCACCAUGGCCAAUGUACCGUCGGAAUGCUUUAAAUUGGCAAAAUCCAAGAAAUACUGAUGAAAAACCAACAGGAAAGAAAGGGAAGAAAUAAAACAUUUGUGUUGUUAUUUGGAAUUAAAAUUUAAUUUAUA
Molecule: messenger RNA, 432 nt
Organism: Achroia grisella
Lineage: Eukaryota; Metazoa; Arthropoda; Insecta; Lepidoptera; Pyralidae
Gene: Spase12
Product: signal peptidase complex subunit 1
Exons: 1
Coding region: 111-392 (93 amino acids)
Biological process (GO): protein targeting to ER
Cellular component (GO): endoplasmic reticulum membrane; signal peptidase complex
Source: RefSeq, a predicted model, not a curated record